GACGGCACGUUUCAGUUGCGAGCGGGGACGUCAUGGCGGCGCUUGCCAAGAACGGUCCCACUCCCUUCGAAGACGUAUUGGAGAGAACUGGCAAUGGUCUCUACAACUACCUGGUGGUGUCGGCGUGCGGGCUCAUCCUGCUGGCCAUCGGCAUGGACCUGUUCGGGUUCAGCCUGGUGGUGGUCGCCGCCUGUGACCUUCACGUCACCACCUCGCAGAAGGGCAUACUGACGUCGCUGCCUUUUAUAGGUAUACUCAUAGUGUCCUAUCCAUGGGGCUACAUAUCGGACACCAAGGGUCGGAAGUCGUCCCUCAUAGUGUCAGUGCUGGCGGGGUUCGCGCUAUCCAGCCUGGCCAGCCUGUCCCCCAACUGGAUCGUGCUGGGCCUCAUCAAGUUUCUGUCCGUUUGUUUCUCCUGCUCCGCGAACUCUGCCACUUACACCCUGGUGGGGGAGUCGUGUAUCCAGAGUGUGAGGAGCAAGUACAUGCUGCUCAUGACCUGCCUCAUCAUACUAUCUCCAGCUGCAGCUUCAGUGGUGGCGUAUCCAACGCUUCUUUUGAAUUUCGAAUACUACAUGCCUGCACUGGGCAUCACGUUCAAGGCUUGGCGCCUGCUGCUUAUAGUACUGUCGAUCCCGUCUCUGCUCGGUGGUAUAGCCAUCUGCUUCUGCCAUGAGUCACCCAAAUUCCUGGCUAAUGUGGGCAAAAAUGAGGAGGCUUUGGAGGUUCUGAAGUCAAUCUAUGCGACCAAUAAUGGAUGUUCUAAAGAGGAAUUAGGGGUAACAUCCCUAGUGUUAGAAGACGCCACAGUGCAUAAGAAGAUGUCGAUCAUGCGCACUAUGUACGAACAGAGCGCGCCGAUGUUCAGGAAACCUCUACUGUGGAAGACUGUACAACUGUAUUUUAUUGUCAGUGUCAUUUACGUAACCAAUAAUACUUUCCUGAUAUGGCUUCCUCAAAUACUGAAUCUAGUCAGACUGGAAUUGGAAAGGGAGCCCACCUCUGAAGGCAACGUAUGUACGCUGAUCGCCUACACAAACUCACCCGUUAACGCAACAGCAGGGAACGUUACAGUAGCGGAAAUCUGCAAGGGCACAGUCGAGGACAACGUCAUCAUUACUCUGGUGAUAUCGCAAUGCACGUACUCGUUCCUGAACUUCGUACUGUCUUACCUGAUGCGGUGGCGACGGAUAGUGCUGCUGAUCAUCCUCUGCCUGUCGUCCCUCAGCGGUCUGCUGUUGGGGCUGGUGCCGAACCCAGUGACGAGUGUUGUUCUCUUCGUCGUCUUCACCUGCACCUGCCUGGCUAUGGGCAUCAUGGCUAGUUAUUUUGUUGAAUUGUAUCCGACGUCUUGUAGGGGGAUGGUAGCCUGCCUUAGCAUCAUGGUGGGGAGGACCAGCACGUUCGUGGGGAUCAACGUCGCUGGGAACCUGAUAUUCACCCACUGUCAGGCGACGCUUAGCGUCUGGGCAUUGCUUGUACUUGGCAGCGCAGUAGCAGCCUGGUUUCUUCCGACAGACAGACCGAAGGUAUAGAAGAGAUAAUAGUUACUGUACGGAAAUAUUAAAUUGGGCUCACUAAUAGUGCCAUCUGGUUUUUGGAAGUCUGGGAUCGCAAUACGAUGAAUACAAUAGCUAAUAUAAAUAGGGAAAAACCCUUGCCGUAUAAUAAUAUAAAAUUAUUUUACGGCAAGGGU
Molecule: messenger RNA, 1696 nt
Organism: Aricia agestis (brown argus)
Lineage: Eukaryota; Metazoa; Arthropoda; Insecta; Lepidoptera; Lycaenidae
Product: synaptic vesicle 2-related protein-like
Exons: 10
Coding region: 33-1535 (500 amino acids)
Biological process (GO): transmembrane transport
Molecular function (GO): transmembrane transporter activity
Source: RefSeq, a predicted model, not a curated record